Messenger RNA from Camelina sativa (false flax), 1465 nucleotides. The record is from RefSeq and is a predicted model, not a curated record. Lineage: Eukaryota; Viridiplantae; Streptophyta; Magnoliopsida; Brassicales; Brassicaceae.
AGAAGAAGAAGAAGAUAAGGAGGGAAGUUCGAACUCGGCAGGUAACUCGAGAAGGAGUACAAGCGAAAGUGAGAUGGAGCACGAGGAGGACAACGAUGCAAGUGAAUCGGAGGAAACAGAAGCGAUGAAACCUUUAGGAAUGCACUUCGAGCCUAGCCAGUACAACAAGAAAAUCAAGCUAUCGACUAGGUGUCAUAUUUUUGAAACUUUGAAAACGCUGGAUAAAUUAGAGCAUCCACUAACUAGUUCUGAGAGGGAUUGGUUUGAGAAUCAUCCACAAUUCAAGCACAUUUUUCACAUGCCAAGGGAACCAAACCACAAGCUUAUGGGAAUGUGGAUGCUCUUACUUCGAACGGCUAAAAUCGAAAAAAAGAAGGAAGCAUGGUUUGUUGUGAAUGGUGUUCCAAUCCGGUAUGGUCUGAGAGAACAUGCUUUGAUGUCUGGAUUAGAUUGUCGGUGCUAUCCACUUGAUUACAAGGAAGCCGGCGGUACCGUGUUUCGAAGGAAAUAUUUUUUACGAAAAAAAAAGAUUACACUUGAAGAUGUGAGGAGACACCUAUUGGUAAUGCAACCAGAUCGUACUCGUGAUAGGUUGAAGAUGGCGGUUCUCUACUUUUUAGGAAGCAUCAUUGCAGGCUAUACAAAAGACUCGGGGAGAGAUGCAAUGGGUAUCGAUGAUUUUGUUGUAAGCGCAGUGAAUGAUCUAGGUUUUUGUGUGUCUUUUCCUUGGGGGAGAUUAUCAUUCGAGAACAUGCUAGAAGAGAUUUCCCAUACAAUGAGUCAUUUUAAUGGGGUCGUGGUUAAAGAGAAUGCAUUAUGGCCUGUUCCAGGUUUCUGUAUUCCAUUGGAGUUUUUACUAUUUGAGGCAGUUCCAAUUUUGGCGAACACUUACGUUGACCAAAUUCCUGAGGCGGAUGCAAGUUGUCCUAGGAUGUGCAGGAGGAAAUUUAAGAGGACCGGUCAGAAAGGUUUUCCUCUAAAGAAUAUUGGUGAUACACUUGGUACAACAACGGCAAUUGCUAGUGUGAUCCCUCAUAAUGAUGAAGAAAUUCCUCUUCUCGAUUUAAUCAUGGAAGAAGCUGAGGAAGAGGAUACCCAUGAUGUCGUUGUUGCCAAUUGGAUGUGGCGCCUUCGUAGAGGACUACCUGUACUUUUGGAGGAGAUGUACACAGCCGAUGUGGCUACUCGUUCAGGACAAAACGAUGCGAAUGAGGAAAUAGUCGCCAAUGAACAACCGAGAGAAGAUACUGUUGAGUUGGUGGAUCUUCUAAGGACCAUGAAGCAGGAUAUGAAAACCCAGUUCGAUAACAUUUCGGCGAAGAUUGAUGGGCUUGAAAAAAGGAUCGAACCGUUGGAAGUAUAUGUGAAAGAGCAAGAGAAACCAAAGGCGCCUGUAGCUGAUGAGCAACCGAGUACUUCGCAAGAAGGAGGGAGAGGGACGAAGAGGAAAAGGUCUAAGAAGUAG